Ectocarpus siliculosus is the source of this 219-nucleotide messenger RNA. Lineage: Eukaryota; Phaeophyceae; Ectocarpales; Ectocarpaceae. The record is from the annotation of a GenBank genome assembly.
AUGGUGGCGGAAGCAAAAGACAUCGGCGUGCACCCAGUCGUCCAACUAGGCGAGUGGGGAUACGCCGUGAGCGAGAGGCGGAGUAGAACUUGCGAACUGGACUGGGCCCAUGUGAAGUACGACAAGGGUGACGGCAAGGGCAAGGGCAAGGGCAAGGGUGCGUCGAGGAGGAUCACUGCUGCCCGGGGCUUGGUGUGCAAGUUUGAGGCCGAAAAGUGA